AUGCACAAAUCAUCUUAUUUUCUCCCUCUAAUCGCUGCUCUCAUGCACCAGACAGCAGCCGUUUUUGAGUGUCUCGGAGCUUCAACGGGACCGUGUAUUCUCGGUAGCUGUUUGCCCCUCCAACCGGCCGGUCUUAUGUGCACAACGGGUGGCUGCUGUGAUAGCACAAGCGUGAAAGAAAACGGCAACGGCGUCACCGAGUUCAAAUGUACUGAUACGCAAACAGGCGGACCUUUUAUCCCCGGUGUGCCUUGUCCAUCCGAUACGAUGAAAGCUAUUGAUGAAAUGGGUGGAGUGACUUGUUGUCCCGUGGGCGCCCUCUAUCCAAUAAAUCCACAGCCGUGUGCGGGAAAA
This is a messenger RNA of Mesorhabditis belari, 354 nucleotides long. NCBI's taxonomy places the organism in Eukaryota, Metazoa, Nematoda, Chromadorea, Rhabditida, Rhabditidae. The record is from the annotation of a GenBank genome assembly.